This is a messenger RNA of Paramecium sonneborni, 1470 nucleotides long. NCBI's taxonomy places the organism in Eukaryota, Ciliophora, Oligohymenophorea, Peniculida, Parameciidae. The record is from the annotation of a GenBank genome assembly.
UAUUGAUAAUGGAAGUCAAUGUGGAAGAAAUAUACAAUUUCAGUUCAGCUGAACAAAAUAUAUAUCUAGAAAAAUUAAAAAAGAUUUAACAAUUUGAGAAUUCUAAUUAAAUGAUUGUUGAAAAUGAUGAUGAUGAUUUUAUUAAUAAAGCAGACACUUUCAAUAAAGAAUGGCCAGAUUUUACUCAAAGUUAAUAAUCAUAUUCUAGAAAAAUAUUCAUCAAAUAUGAAACUGAUAAUUCUCUUAAGGAAAUGUUUUCUUCAACUUUAUAAAAAAAGAAAGUAAGCAUAACCUAAAGAAUAUAAAAAUUAGAAGCCGAUUAUAGAGAAUGGGAAUAAUUGAAUAAAAAAGAACCUGAACCUAAUCUAUUGUUUGGUAGAAUUCUAAGAUUUGAAUCUGUAUCAGAUUAAAACUAAACAUAAACUUAAAGUACCUAAAAAAUAUUGAAACAUGAAAAAACUCUCUUUUUAGAUUUCAAAGAAGAUUCAAAACCUAAAGCUUUAAAUUUAUAAUCAAUUGAAAAUCAUGGAGCAUAUUUAUUUCCAGGUAAAAUAGUUGGAGCAGUUGUAUCUCAAAUAACUGAAUAAGAGAUUGUAGUUAAAAAUUUUAUUUCUCUCUAUCCUAAUAAUUCUAUGGCAGAGGAGUAAUAAAAUUUUAAGGAUUAUAAAAUUUAAUAAAGAAGUGAUUCGAUUGUGAUGGUAAUAGCAGUUGGACCUUUUGAAAAAGAAGGUAAAUUUGGUUAUACAGGAUUAUUUCAUUUAAUAGAGAAAAUAAAGAAAAAAUAAAUAUCAUGCGAUAUUCUUAUGCUAUUAGGUCCUAUCAUAGAUGUUAAUAACUAAGAAAAUUUGGAUAAGUAUGAGUACGAGGUAUAAUUUAUUUAAUAUUGUGAAGUUUGAAGAAUUUUUUUAAGUGAUUAUGCAAGCAAUAAUAAAAGAACUUCCAAGGGUUUAAAUUAUUGUAGUUAAUUCAACCAAAGAAAUAAAUAGCUUUCAUCCAGUUCCUUAACCUCCUCUCAAUAUUAAAGUAGAACAAUAGAAAAGGAAAGUUGAAAACUUAAUGUUUGUAGGAAAUCCUUGUAUAUUAUAAAUUGAAGAUAUGACUAUUGGAAUUAUUAAUGAAGAAGUGAUUUCUGAAAUUAAUUCUGCUUCAGAAAAAAUUGGAGAUCAGAAAUUAAAUAAAAUUGAUUUGGCUUUAAACUAACUAAUAGAAUAAAGAAGUUUUGUCCCCAUAAAUCCUACCAAAUUUCCAUGUGAUUUUACAAAAUAAGAAUUUCUAGAUUUUGAUCAAUGUCCAGAUGUAAUUAUAACUCCAUCACAUUUUACAUAAUCAGCAAAAUUAAUCAAUUAAACAGUCUUUGUUAAUCCUCAGUUUUUCUAACCUGCAUAAUAAUAUGCUAUUGUAACUUUUAAUGGUAAUAAUGAAUUAGAAGUAAUACCCUAAAAAAUAAGGGUUGAUUUCGGAAGACUUUGA